AUGGAAUUCUACAACACAUACCAGAUCCAGCAGCUAGCGCCGCUCUUAACGCUAUCUCUUCAUGACCUGAACGCAGCUACACACUUGAAAUCCCAUUUGCAAAAGUCAAACAUCUCCAAUUGCGUCUGGGACAACAGUAUCCUUAAGAACCGGCUACUGAGUGCCAAGUACCUUCUCCAGUUUGGCGACGAGGAGUCGAGUAAGGCGAGGAUCGAGAAGAAACCGAAGGUGGAGGGCCUUCACUCGGCGCUUUCACCGUUCAACACAGAAUCUGACCUUUUUCCUAAUGGUAUUCUCUCUGAAAAAUGGUUCCUCAAGUAUACAAGAGACGUGCCGUUUGCUUUCGUGCAAACACACCUUUUGGGAGAUGAUCCUUCGGAGGAUGAGGCUUUGGGAAACGAAUUGGCUGGGAAACGCCAGAGUUUUGCCGACUUGGGCGUGAAAUAUGUUGCUAUUUUGCUCUCUGACGGUGAUCCUAUUGCUGACCAGGAUAGAGUCGAUAAGCUACGCUUGGUCUCGGGUCUUCCUAGACUUACGGGGAUUUUUUAUUUGAAUUCAGAUAGGGAUACGUUGGAGAGGGAUUGUGGGAUCCUUGCAUCGAGCCUUUUCAGUAACUUGAAGGCUCCAGCUGCUGACUUCUACUCGGGAGUCGAAGCACGUAUCAAGCAGCGGUACAAGAAGUACUAUACUAUGCCUUCGUUUGAUGCUGUGGAUACGAAAAUCAACCUUACGCCGAAGUUCUUGGAAGUCAGGAAUAUGGUCAAACAGGCUAUGAUUCUCCAGUUUAUUCAUCCACAUAACGUUGAGUCGUGUUUUACCAUGUUAGAGUCGUCUUAUGAAAGACUCAUUGCAUUGACUGCGGAGCACGCUGAUGUGUUCUUCUCGGAAGCCGUUUCUGAACACGAUACCAGAAUCUAUGCCCAAUUUAGACAACUUCUAGAUGUCAUCGCUGUUCACCUCAUCAGAGGGUACCUUUCAACUGAAGAGCCAACCGCUGCCUUGCGCAAACAUGAAGCCCACAUUGCCAAUGUCCUUGACCUUUCCAAAGAUCAACUGAAAUCAGAUAACUCGGCAUGGAUGUCUGUUCAAUACCAAUGGCUUGCAGAAUUGAUGCAAAUGGUGCCUCCCUCAGUUCUCAGUGAUCUAAACCUAGACCACCAGCUGAAACAAAAGUCGUAUCAGAACAGCAUGGCAUACUUUGGCGGCUCUACGUUUCACGAUACAUUCAACUCAAGAAUCAUCACUCAAUCGUUCUUGAUCUACCUCAAGGGAUUCACCAUGCUUGAUAGUGUCCAUGAAGGUGAAAUAACAUUAUCUUACUUGAAGAAACUCGACAGCACGGAUGCUCUACAGAGCCAAAGGUUGCAGCUACUUGAUAAGGCCAAGGAAGCCCUUGAAGUAAGGGCAAAGGAUAACACCCUCCAUAUUCUGGUAAGUGGUCUCCGACUUUACUUGGACUGGCUCACAGCCGAGGAGUACUACCUGAAUGGCAAGUAUAGCGAAGCUGAAGAACUCUACCUUCUGAUCAUCAAGCAAGAGUCUUCAAAGAGCUGGAGUGGUAUUAGGCAAUUGCUUUCACAGCGCUUGUUACUUAUAUAUAAGGAGCUUGGCAACCAAGACAGACUUCUCAAGACGUUAGUGGAAGUUGCAUCCCAGAAGAAGCUGCUCUCUGCACCUGCGAUUGCAAAAGUGUCGUUGGAUAAUUCAGUUGACCUCUCUUUUGAUGGUGAAGGAAAGUUCUUUGAUGUUGACGUGAAUCUAUUCAAUAAGAACUUAAAGAAGGAGUUCUUUGCAUUUGAUACUAUCGUCUCGCAGCUCAACUUGAAGUCGUCUUUUGAUCUUAGUCGGUUGGAGCGUCUCAUUUCGAACAGCGAAGCUCUGCUUACCAUCAACAAGAUUGAAGUUAACUACGAAGGGCGCUCAAUUGUUAUUCAGCAUAGCGACAGUGGUGCGGACCUAGACCAGAUUCAAUUAGACGGUCUGGCUGAAUACAAAGCAGACUUUUCAUCUGUUAAAAAGGGUCGAACCGUCCAGAUCCUUGAAGAAGUGACUAAACCGGGGAAGUACAAGAUGGAAUCUAUUGAGAUUUACUCCACGCUCCAAAUCAAGGCAGACGGGAAAACUGUUACUUUUGGCAAGUCCGAGCUCCAUAACUUUCUCAAUGUUAAAAAAUUGGCACAGUCUUUCACUGCUUUGGCAAAAGACUCUGAUGGUUCGGUUAAGCUGCAUGUCAUACGUACACAAGGCCUGUCAACUGUUGAGUGCACCGUUCAACCUUACAAACCCGAAGUCAGUGUCGAGUUGCCGCUGUCUCUCAAUUCAAUCAUCAUGGGAGAGAAGAUAGAGCUUCCGCUUGACAUUAUCUACAGCAAGGCUCCUCAUCUGAAAGCCACAUUCUCAUCCUUGAGCGUCCAGGUUAGAAGCCGGUUACUUGAAGGUGAACAGGAACAAGACUACCUAAUUCCCCAGACAAACUGGAAAGACUUGAAGGAUGACGAGAAUCUCAACAUUCUCGAACUGUUCGUGGAAGAUUCAGGAAAUCUUAACAGUGCCCUUCAACUAAGCAUACGCAGACCUCCAAGUGUCGAGCCUAAGCUGGACUUCAAGCUCGUAAUUGAAUUACAACUCAUCGUCGGUGAAGCCAACAAGUCCAUGUCUGUUUAUGAUCUUAGGACCAUUGAACUUCCAGUGUUGGCCAAGCCGUUCGGUGCCAAACUUGAUGUGAUUCCACGGUACAGAGAGGAUCCCUCAUUUGACAUGAAGAAUCCAUUUAUCUUGUCGGACAGAAAGAAUGACGCCGAUAAGAACUUCUCCAUGCCUCUGCCCUCUUGGGUUUGGGCGGCAGAAGCUAGGUUCAAGGAUAAGUAUAAUCUUAUUGGGGAAGAUGCUGUCAAGAUUAAACAAUGCCACUUUACUUUACGUUCGAAGAACCCAGAGGUUGAUAUUGAAACUCUUGGAGAAUCCGAACAAACUCCCGAGAAGUCUUCACAGUUGUUUGUCACCAGUCCUCGCCACCGUUUCGCCCAUCAUCUGAUUGGUGUGGUUGUAUCUGCUACUUAUAUCUGGACCAGAGGCGACGAUGGGCCAGAAAAUGAAUUUGAAACAGCCGAAUGGGAGGUAGAUUUGCCAUUGCAGAAUCCAAGAGUACUCUUGUUUUCUGUUGAGAAACAAGAUGGGAAGGCGGUUUUGAAGUACGUCAUUGAGAACCCAACGUCCCGGAUCUUUACCUUUACAACUACAUUGAGCACUGAAGAGAGUGCAUUGCGUGGAGUCGACUGGUAUUUCGACGACAAGAGUAACAUUGUGCCAAUGAAGCAAGGUGCUUUCCCCGUGUUGCCGUUCAGCAGGCACGAGAUGGUCUUCACUGGCAGAUACGAAGUCGACGACAAGGCCAUUGACCUCGUGGAGCUUCCUCGUAUGCAAGUGUACGACCUCAACUACAAAGUCAGCUUAGCCACACUUCCAGUGAUUGAAAAUGUGGUGGCCAAAGAUGAGAGAUUGUACAUGAAAAACUAG
Molecule: messenger RNA, 3516 nt
Organism: Candidozyma haemuli
Lineage: Eukaryota; Fungi; Ascomycota; Pichiomycetes; Serinales; Metschnikowiaceae
Exons: 1
Coding region: 1-3516 (1171 amino acids)
Source: RefSeq, a predicted model, not a curated record